AUGGAUAGGAUCUGGCAAAAAGCCUAUGACAAAGCAAGAAAGCUAGUAGAGAAAAUGUCUAUUACUGAAAAGGUUAAUUUGACUACAGGAACAGGCUGGGGAUCAGGACCAUGUAUUGGAAAUACUGGAAGUGUUCCUAGACUCGGGAUUCCUAGUCUUUGUCUUCAAGAUGGACCUAAUGGUGUUAGAUUUACUGAUUUCAUAACUCAUUUCCCUUCCGGUCUUGCAACAGGUAGUACUUUUAAUAAAGAAUUAAUCUACCUAAGAGGAAAAGCUCUAGGUAGUGAACAUAAAGCGAAGGGUGUUAAUGUCGUUCUAGGUCCCACUGUGGGCCCUAUUGGCUUAAAGGCAGCAGGAGGAAGGAACUGGGAAAGUUUUGGAGCGGAUCCGUAUCUACAAGGUAUUUGUGGAGCUGCAACAGUAGAAGGCAUACAAGAUGAAGGUGUUAUAGCAUGUGUUAGACAUCUAAUUGGAAAUGAGCAAGAACAUUUCAGACAAGUAGGAGAGUGGAGUGAUGAAGGAGGAGGUUGGGAAAAUCUACAAAGUUCAAUUAGUGCAAAUAUUGGUGAUCGAGCAAUGCAUGAGAUCUAUCUUUGGCCCUUUGCCGACACGAUUAGAGCAGGAGCUGGAAGCAUUAUGUGCUCCUAUAAUCAAGUCAACAAUACUUACGCCUGUGAGAAUUCUUAUUUGUUAAACUACCUUUUGAAAGAAGAAUUAGGGUUUCAAGGGUUUGUUGUUUCCGACUGGGGAGCUCAACAUACUGGAGUUGAAUCGUCGUUGGCAGGCUUGGAUAUGACCAUGCCUGGUGAAACUUUUGAUAAUUGGCUCUCAGGAAAAUCUUAUUGGGGGCCAUUAUUAACGAGGGCAGUUUAUAACCAGACUCUUCCCCAACUGAGAUUGAAUGAUAUGGCAAUUAGAAUUUUGGCUCCAUUUUUUGCAAUCGAGGCUUGUAAUUUAUUGCAGGAGAAUCAUCAUCCAAGCUUUUCUUCUUGGACUUUCCAUACCUUCGGUCAGGAAUUUCCAUAUCAACAUUAUGGCCCAAUAAUGCAACAAAACUGGCACGUUGAUGCAAGAUCAGCCUUUAGUGACGAAAUAGCUUUGAGUGUUGCUAAAGAAGCUAUUGUGCUUUUAAAAAACGAAGGUCAUAACUUACCUAUUGCAAAAUCGGACGGGAUUAGAAGAGUACUAAUUGCCGGUGCUGGAGCUGGUCCUGAUCCAAAAGGAUAUAAUUGUAAAGACCAGAGAUGCGUUGAAGGUGUUUUAACCUCGGGAUGGGGAUCUGCAGCUGUCAAUAAUCCUUACGUGAUAACUCCAUACGAGGCAAUUCAAGAGAAGGCAAUUGAGCAAGGAAUAGUUGUCGACUAUACCUCCGAUGUCUGGGAGUUAGAUAAUGUCGGUGAAUUAGCUGAUUAUGCUGAUAUGGCCAUUGUAGUUGUUGGGGCAUCUUCCGGAGAAGGAUAUAUUGAAGUGGAUGGAAACUUUGGUGAUAGAAAUAAUCUAACUCUUUGGAAUAAUGGUGAUGAAUUAAUUUGCGCCAUUGCAGAGAGAUGUAGAAAAACUAUCGUCAUCGUCAAUUCGGUAGGGCCCGUGAGUUUAGACAAGUGGAUUGAUAAGGAGAAUGUUGUCGCUGUUCUAUACUCUGCCCCAUUAGGCCAGUUUGUUGGAAAAGCUAUGGCUGAAGUAUUGUUCGGAGAAUUUAAUCCUUCUGGGAAGUUACCAUUCACAAUUGCCAAGAAAAAGCUGCACUAUGUUCCUAUUAUUAGUGAUUUAGAGGAUUGUGAAAAUCCACAAGACAACUUUGAUAGAGAUAUAUACUUAGACUACAGGUUCUUCGAUAAGCAUACGAUUAAGCCACUAUAUGAGUUUGGAUAUGGCUUAUCUUACACAUCUUUUACAUUAUGCGACCUAAAAAUAAUCGAAAUCAAUUCACCCUCCGAGUACUUGCCUUAUCCAGAAGAGUAUCUACCUAUAUAUAACACCUGUGAAGAUGAUGUAUGUGACCCAGAAGAUGCAUUAUUUCCUCAUGACGAAAUUCGCCCAGUUCCGGGAUUUAUUUAUCCCUACUUGUAUAAUGAAAACAUAAGGUCAGUAGAAGAUGACGAAAAUUUCGAAUAUCCCAAAGGGUAUAAUCCUGAUCAAAAAACUUGCCCUCCUUUGGCAGGCGGAGGAUUGGGAGGAAAUCCGGCACUAUGGGAUGUACUCUAUGAAGUUAGUGCAGAAGUUAAGAAUGACGGGAAGUACAAAGGUGGCUAUGUAGCUCAAUUGUACAUAGAGUUCCCUAGUACAAUAUUACUUCUGCCACCUAAAGUGCUCAGAGGAUUUGAUAAAGUGUUUAUUGAGCCGAAUGAGAGCAAGAGAGUUAAGUUUGAAAUUUUACACCGUGACUUGAGUAUUUGGGAUACCGAAUCUCAACUGUGGAUUAUACAAACAGGUACCUACAAUGUCUACAUUGCUAGCAGCAGUAGAAGAGUCGAGCUUACAGGUGAGAUCGAUAUCGGUUGCUAG
Messenger RNA from Dujonia railenensis, 2505 nucleotides. Lineage: Eukaryota; Fungi; Ascomycota; Pichiomycetes; Serinales; Debaryomycetaceae. The record is from the annotation of a GenBank genome assembly.